CGUGGCCUGCAGGCUACUAGAAGCGCGCGUAAUUAAGCCUAUUUAAAAACUAAAACUAAAGCACAGAAAAUCAAUAUUUUGUUUUUCCAGUGUGAGUCGUUAGAUGGCGCUGUCGGGGAACGAGCCGCAGCCAGAGAGAGAGCCUCUGGCCCCACGACAAGAGUACGCGGGGGCUCCGUCGACUCCAUCGAGGAACUCCACCGCGUUGCUGCACCCGGUGCCGCGCGGUCUGCGGCGCGCUGCUCAAUCACAGCGAGAUUUACGCAGUUCUGCUCAUAGUCACACCCGGAAAGGAGGACCAUCGACGCACCGGAUUGCCGCUGAAGUUGUUCACGCACACGGACACGCACGCACGCACGCGCGCGCGCACACACAUCGGUCAGCUGUCGGAGCGGGGAAGUUGCCCGCGGCGCCGCGCGCUGCGUCGAUCGCCGGGACUCUGGUUUUUAAAAGUUAUGGUUUCCUCGCCGGUUGUCACGCGGGCUCGGAGAAUGUUGAGAGGACCCGCAGCUUUCUACGUGUGUGGGGGAUGAUCGCGACCUGCAGCGACCUUUUCAUUAUGGUGAGAAGAUGUCUUCUCACUUUCAAACCCUUCAGGAUCUUCGUGGUGGGGAUCGGCUUCUUCAGCCUGUGCUUCCUAAUGACGUCCCUCGGGGGCCAGUUCUCGGCCAAGAGGCCCGUGGACUCCCCCUUCACGGUGCGGGCCGAAGUGCUCAGCGGACACGAGUCUCGUGGGGUUCUGAGGAAGAUCAGCGACAUGCUGGAGGUCAUAAUGAAGCGGAUGGACGCUCUGUCUAAACUGGGCAACACCACGGAGGCCCACAGGCUGGACGAGCUCAGCUCGGCGCUGGACAGGAUCCAGCCUGUCGGGCUGGUGGAGCGGAUUCAGGCCAUAGCCCAGAACAUGUCCGACAUGGCCGUGAGGGUGGAGCAGAUCCUCCAGCGCAGCAUGGCCGCCAACAGAGUCAGGGAAGGCACGUUAGGACAAUGUGAGACUCCUAAAGAUCCCCGUUACCCAGACUGCCCCAGCAAGAUGGAUUGGAUGCGCGCCCGUUGGACCUCUGACCCUUGCUACGCCUUCUAUGGCGUGGACGGCUCCGACUGCUCCUUCCUGGUCUACCUGAGCGAGGUGGAGUGGUUCUGCCCCCCGCUGGCCUGGAGGAACCAGACCGCCACCCCCACCCUGAAGCCUCCGCCCAAGACACAGGCUGCUUUCCGGUCCGACAUCGGGGCCCUGCUGGAGCAGGUGGGCGCCGGGAAGGAGUCGCUGAGCUUCAUGAAGCGGCGCAUACGCAGGAUGGCGGCGCAGUGGGCCUCGGCGGCUCGGCGGCUGGAUGACAAGCUGCGCGACCACCGGCGGGAGCAGAAGAGGAUUCUAGUUCACGUGGGCUUUCUGACCGAGGAGUCCGGGGAUGUUUUCAGUCCCAAAGUGCUGAAGGGGGGUCCGCUGGGUGAGAUGGUGCAGUGGGCCGACAUCCUCACAGCCCUCCACGUGCUGGGACACGACCUCAAGAUCUCCGUGUCCCUCAAGGAGCUGCACGGGUUUUUGGGCGUCCCUCCGGGAAGAGGAAACUGCCCUCUGACAGGACCUCUGCCCUUUGACCUCAUCUACACCGACUACCACGGCCUGCAGCAGAUGAAGCACCACAUGGGCCUGUCGCUGAGGAAGCACAAGUGCCACAUCAGAGUGAUCGACACCUUCGGCACGGAGCCGGCUUACAACCACGAGGAGUACGCCACCCUGCACGGCUACAGGACCAACUGGGGCUACUGGAACCUGCGCGGCCAGCAGUACAUGACCAUGUUCCCCCACACUCCAGAUAACUCCUUCAUGGGUUUUGUGGCGGAGGAGCUGAACGAGACGGAGCGGCUGAACAUCCAGCGGAACAAGGUCAACAACAUGGCUGUUGUGUACGGCAAAGACGCCAGCAUGUGGAAGCUUCAAGGGAAAGAAAAGUUCCUUGCCAUUCUGCAUCGCUACAUGGAGAUCCACGGCACGGUCUACUACGAGGCGCAGCGUCCUCCAGAGGUUCCCGCCUUUGUAAAGAACCACGGCCUGCUGCCUCAGCAGGAGCUGCAGCAGCUGCUCAGAAAGGCCAAGCUGUUCAUCGGGUUUGGCUUUCCCUACGAAGGUCCCGCCCCUCUGGAGGCCAUAGCCAAUGGUUGCAUCUUCCUGCAACCCAAGUUUAAUCCCUCUCACAGCUCUCUCAACCAUGACUUCUUCAGAGGGAAGCCUACCUCCAGGAAGGUGUCCUCUCAGCAUCCGUAUGCAGAGCAGUACAUUGGCCGGCCGCACGUCAUCACCAUCGACUUCAACAACUCUGAAGAGUUUGAAUCGACCGUCCGUGAGAUCAUGAGGAUGAAUGUGAAGCCCUUCUUGCCGUAUGAGUACACCUGUGAGGGGAUGCUUGAAAGAGUCCACGCCUACAUUCAGAACCAGGACUUUUGUCGCCCCGAAGCUCCGUUUCCUCCGGUCAACUCGUCGUGGCUCGGCGACGCUCCCGGUCCUUUCGUCCUCCCGCCCGACUCCAGCAUCCUCGCCUGGGGCGCCAACGCCAGCUCCUACGCGCCGUGGCCCCCCCUCAGCGCGCUGCGCCUCCUGGCCUCGCCGGAGGGCCAGUCGUGCGUGAGGGCGUGCCGGAGGGCGGGACUCGUCUGCGAACCCGCUCUGUACCGUUUCAUCAACAUCAGGGAGGCCUUCAGCGCACUGGACCUCCAGUGUGACGGGUUGGAGUCGGAGAUGAACCACCUCUUCCCCGCCUUCUCAGCGGAGCACGCGGAAUGCGGCCUGCAGCGGGACCCGCUGCUGUUCAGCUGCGCCGGCUCCAGUGGCCGAUACCGCCGCCUGUGCCCCUGCAGAGACUAUCGCGUGGGCCAGGUGGCGCUGUGCAGAGACUGCCUAUGACUGGAGGAGGACGCUUUGUAGUCGGCGUCGUAGAGACGGCGUGGCACAUAGACUCUACUCCGACGGUGUAACCUCUCAGGGAGCUGCAUGAUUGUACUUUGAAUGUGGUGGGUUUGAAGCUUCAGUUUAAAGGUUUCACGUGGCGGCAGUCUUCACUAAAGCGGCGAUGCAACGUCUCAUCGACGCAUCGGUUCGAUUAGUAGGGGAAACCACGCGCAUACAACUUUGAUUUAGAAAAGAAAAAAGAAAUAUUGCAAACGCUUGAAAUUGCCAAGUGUGUUUUCUCGGUGUUGUGUGAAUACCUACAGUCAUAGUGGAGUUUGGAUAUUUGUACUAGAUGCACCCAAAGCCAUGUGCGCCAUGUUGAGAUGUACUAUUUUACAUGUCCUGUAACGAAUAUAUUUGUACAUACGUGUUGUUUAAUAAAAUACAGGCAAAGAGUAAUCGA
Molecule: messenger RNA, 3353 nt
Organism: Gasterosteus aculeatus aculeatus (three-spined stickleback)
Lineage: Eukaryota; Metazoa; Chordata; Actinopteri; Perciformes; Gasterosteidae
Source: RefSeq, a predicted model, not a curated record